Molecule: messenger RNA, 996 nt
Organism: Coffea eugenioides
Lineage: Eukaryota; Viridiplantae; Streptophyta; Magnoliopsida; Gentianales; Rubiaceae
Product: cyclin-D5-1-like
Exons: 5
Coding region: 1-996 (331 amino acids)
Biological process (GO): mitotic cell cycle phase transition; regulation of cyclin-dependent protein serine/threonine kinase activity
Cellular component (GO): cyclin-dependent protein kinase holoenzyme complex; cytoplasm; nucleus
Molecular function (GO): cyclin-dependent protein serine/threonine kinase regulator activity
Source: RefSeq, a predicted model, not a curated record
AUGGAAACUUCUCAGACUACAUCGUCUAUCCCUAGCCUUUUGUGCGAAGAAGAUGAAUCUUGCUUCACUCUGAACAACGAAAGUGAUGAAACCUUGUGCCAAUGUUGUAUUUUUGAGUACGAUGAUGAGUACAUUGAAAUGCUGAUUCACAAGGAAUCUGAUUUACAGUCAAAUACCAAUAAAUCUCUUUGCAAUAGUUCAAUCGACGAGACUGACGAACAGAGUUGGUUGAAACGUGCCCGCUUAGAUGCUGUCCAAUGGAUUCUUGAUACCAGAGCUUUAUUUGGACUUCACUUCCAGACGGUCUAUCUGUCACUGACAUACUUCGACGGGUUCUUUUCUAAGCGAUCCGUUGAGGAUGGGAAAUUAUGGGCUAUUCGGUUGUUGUCCAUUGCAUGUUUAUCUUUGGCUGCGAAGAUGGAGGAGUAUAAAGCGCCGGCAUUAUCUGACUAUCACAUAGAUGAAUGUAAUUUUGAAGGCCGCCUGAUUCAGAAAAUGGAACUGUUGGUUUUGGAUGCUUUGGAGUGGAAAAUGAAUGUACUCACCCCUUUCCUUUAUUUUCGAUACUUCAUAGCCAAGUUUUAUGGUGAGUCAAGACCGAAAGGACUAAUGUCAAGAGCCAUCGAACUCACAUUGGCUAUGCUAAAAGAUAUUAGUUUAGUAAAAUAUCCACCGUCCAUGAUUGCUGCUGUGGCUGUUUUAGCAGCCUGCGAUUCUCAGUUGACAAUGAAGAUGUUGGAGUUCAAGCUGAGCAUAAUCUCAUCAUGGGGUUCUUCACAUAAAGACAAUGUGCUCUUAUGCUACAAUCUAAUGCGGGAAAUUCAGAAGGCUAAGUCCAACACCCCAAAUCUGCAGAGUCCCCUGAGUUUGUCGUUAAAGCAAUCAAGCUCACGUGAUUGUCGAGAAAGUUGUUGCAUAAUUGGCACCAAAAGGAGGCUUGCAUACCCCGACAGUGAUCAACAUCAACCUUCGCAGAGGACUCAUCGAUCUCCAUAG